Bolinopsis microptera is the source of this 3730-nucleotide messenger RNA. RefSeq names its product ADAM 17-like protease. NCBI's taxonomy places the organism in Eukaryota, Metazoa, Ctenophora, Tentaculata, Lobata, Bolinopsidae. Gene Ontology annotation, biological process: Notch signaling pathway; membrane protein ectodomain proteolysis. Gene Ontology annotation, molecular function: metalloendopeptidase activity. Gene Ontology annotation, cellular component: plasma membrane. Bases 877 to 2652 code for a protein of 591 amino acids. The transcript is spliced from 9 exons. The record is from RefSeq and is a predicted model, not a curated record.
ACUAUUUGUGUUGAAAUGAUGUAUCACUUUCGUUUUCUACACCAAACAAGGACAAUGCACGUCAUCCGACGAUAAAUGGUUCAAAGGUUAUCUCUAAUGUAAGAAAAAUCUAAAUGUAAAUGCAAUUAGAACAUCAGAGAAGGUAAUAUUGACACACAUAAACCACUUUCACCACUUCCAAUUUAAGGGUAACAUAUUAUGGGCAUAUAAGACGGGCUCAUGGAAUUUACCUGUCUAACAGGCAACAUGUGGUCAUUUUAUCAGUUACAAAAGUUCUGUUAGAAUUUUUUCAAGGAUCUUAGCUGGAGCUAUGAGAAUGCUGCAAUAAUGCAAUGUGAAAUUUUGAAAGAUUUACAAUCGACGUUGUACUACAUUGUUAAUUAUGAAUAUAAUGAUUUAUAACUAUAAUCGUUACAGCCUAUAGGUACACCCCAUGAAGGAGGUAUUACUACUUUUAGCUUGCGCUUCUCUCGCAACAGGCUAUCGAGAACACCUCAACCAAUUUCUCUAUGACUUUGAAGAGCUUGCCAAGGACAAAGUCUAUUUGGAACAUGUCACUAACUUCACAGUUGUAUCUGCAAUGAAAAUAUAUGUGAGGAUUGAGCUUCAAAACAAAGUUUUCCACGCUUCAUUGCAGCCUCACACAAGCCUGUUCCAUCCCGACUUGGUAAUCAAACACAAGUUUAAAGGUGGUGAAAAGGUCAGCUCUAUUAAUGUAGAAGAGUACCUGGAAGGGUCCCUGGUAGAUGAUCCUAGCAGCAGAGUCCUUAUCCACAUAAAAGAUAAUAUCAUCCAUGGAAGUGUUCAAGUUUCUGAUCAUGAGAAAUACUUCAUCGAGCCAUCUGAUAAACACAUCAAAGAGCCUCAUGAUUUCACAUGAUUGCAUACAAACUCUCUGAUGUCAAAUUCAAUCUGACUAAGCCUGAGGAUGGAGGUCAUUUUUGUGGGCAUGAGUCUCAUGCAGGCCAAACUGGUUUUUCUGACAAAGACUUUGAAUUCAUGAUACCAAAAACACCAGUGAACGUGGAGGAGGGAUUUGAAUACUCGAGAAAGAAACGGGACUCAGAAAAGAAGAAACGCUGUCCCCUAGCUCUCAUCGCUGAUUACAAAUUCUUCGAGUUGCAUGGGAUGAAUGAAGGUACUACAAUCAACUACAUGAUUAACCUUGUACAGCAAGUUGAUGGGCUUUACCAAAGACAGACGCUAGACCCCGACAACAGUGCAGAUUACAAAGACUACGGCUUCACAGUCAAGUAUGUCGAAGUAAUAAUGGAUGACGAGGAAACAGACACAACUUCCUACAAAUAUGUCGAUAACGGUCGAGCAUCAGUCUCCAUCCUACUCAAGAACUUUGCUUUUGAGGAAUGGCGGCCGGAUUAUUGCUUAGCUCAUCUUUUUACGAACUAUGAUUUCUCUGGUGGAGUGCUGGGAUUGGCUUACGUUGGGACCCCCUCUGGUAAUCGUGUUGGAGGUGUUUGUACACAGACAUACAGAGAUCCAAGGUCGGGUAGAACAAAGUAUUUGAAUGUUGGUUUGUCGACUGCUAACAAUUAUGGCAGAACUGUUCUCUCGUCCGAACUUCUCUUUGUCACAGGCCACGAAUUUGGGCACAACUGGGGCAGUUCUCAUGACAGCGACAGCUCGCCGGAGUGCGCCCCAAGUGGUAACAGAUACAUGAUGUUCCCCGCUGCAGUUGACGGGUCUCAGGCUAACAACUAUUACUUUUCUCCUUGCAGUGUGCGAGCUAUUAAUGACGUACUCCGCGCUAAAGGGGACGACUGUUUCACUAAAGCAGUUGGAUCGGUAUGUGGUAAUGGAGCGGUGGAAGAGGGAGAGGAAUGCGACCAGGGUAACAAGGCGUCGGAUUGUUGUAAAAACUGUAAAUUCACCAGUGGAUCCGAGUGUGAGCCAAUCAACGACGGGUGCUGCGGAGAGGAGGGGACUGCAAAACACUGCAAAUACCAGCUCAACAAAGUGUGUCUAGAGACAGGGUGGAGCACUGAUAAGAACAUUCACUGCUACAAGGACUUCACCUGCAAAGUCAACUCAACUUCCACUAAUUGGGAGUGUAUGCCCGGAUCUGAGGUAUCAAAAGGGGACAUAUGUUUUGACAAUGGUCGAUGUAGAGAUGGUGACUGUCAAAAUCUGUGCGAAUACUACGGUAAAAUACCGUGUCUUUGUGCUGAAGAUGAUGUUUGUCAGCACUGUUGUAAAGACAAUGAAGAAGCUGAGUGCAAACCGUUCACAAACCCUGACACACAGGUAGUUGACAAUCUUGCUGAUGGUAAAAUCUGUGGUCUUGGAAACUGUAAUGCCGGUAUAUGCAUCAUUGGUGCUCAAGAUUUGCAGGAGAAGUUCUGGGAGGUGAUGGAUAGGCUAGACGCUAACAUGCUCGCUAGAUGGUUUAAAAAUAACAUCGUCUUCGUUAUUAUCGUCUUUACCAGCAUAUUUUGGAUUCCUAUCUCCUUAUUUGUGGACUGGCUUGACGAUAAACACGAUCUUGGAUUCUUGGACAAAGUCUUGGGUUCAAGUGGGGCAGAGAAAAAGGAGCCGAGAGGAACAAUGCUGCUACAGGAAAGAAAGUCCCUGUCAACUACAAAGUCGGGCAGUCCUCAGUAUCUGUACCCGAAACUUGACGAUACUGGAGUUUGAGAAGAUAUAUAUAUUUAGAGAUAUUAUCUUGUUUCUGUAGAGAUAUUAUCUUGUUUUUGUGCGUGUAAAUACCUAGAGAACUGUUUGAGUGUUAAACGUGAGAUCUGCUGUGGAUGAAGAGUGUAGUGUACAAGGAGUUGUUUAAUUAACAAUACACAUCCUAGCAGGGAUGUAUAACAUAUUUCCAUAGCGGGUGUUUUUAGUGUUUUACGUUUAUUAAAGUCGAUUUCGAAGUUCAAGGCGUAUUUUGAUCAGUACAAACAUUUAAUUCAAAGACAAUUGAAUAGUUGAUAGUUCCUAAAUAUCUUAACUAAUUUACUUGUAUGCAUAUUUGUGUGAUAUUGUAUGGUUGAUAUGUUUUUUUGUAUGGUUUAAUAUACUUUCUUUAUCAAAUUUAACUUUGGAUUUUUCUUUAUCAAAUGAUAUCGCUAAGAUUGAACAACUUUGGGCUAAUCAAUAGGUCGCAGUAUGGGUUCGCUUAUUAUAUAUAUCUAUACUAACAGUGCUUUAGAUUUUAUAACAGUAUUUUAUGUUUGGCAUUUCAGUUGAUUAGCCACUUUGUGUAUCGCCAUAGCACAGCAUCAUCGCAGUUUGCACCGUUACCGCUCAUCGCAAAUAACAUGCUUUCUUUAAAGAGUAUUGCUUGUUAAGUUUUUAUCAGGCACACCGCUUUUUACAGUCCUAUUAUAUAUGUGCAAGUGAAGUUUUAAAUAUUUGCAAACACGUACAUACACUAUUUUCGGACACAUUCGAGCAUCACUUCUUUACAAAAUCUUGACUUCUCAAAAUUGUGCCCAAAUAUUUAUCAAUUUAUUAUAAUACAUGCCUUAUGUAGGCACGCCUAAAGUUGAUAACCAAAUAUUUAAUUUAUAAAAGAGAUAAAAGGAGGAAAUUUUAAAAGUUUAAUAAGAUUUAGAUUCUUUUAGGCCAAUGAUCUGUGUUCAAAAUAUUUAUGAAUUAAUUCCAGAAUUCUAACCAGUCGCUCACUGAAUACUUGGUGUUAAUUAGUAUUUAGAUAGUGGAAGAAGUUUAAUUAACUUUAUUAUUUGUAUUUAUUUUAGAAGUCUUCAAGUAAUAA